This is a messenger RNA of Drosophila subpulchrella, 1068 nucleotides long. RefSeq names its product protein CREG1 (gene CREG). Bases 139 to 774 code for a protein of 211 amino acids. NCBI's taxonomy places the organism in Eukaryota, Metazoa, Arthropoda, Insecta, Diptera, Drosophilidae. The transcript has 4 exons. The record is from RefSeq and is a predicted model, not a curated record.
CCUCAAACCUUAGUAUCUGUUUCUUUGUACUCGAAACAGCUGAUAAUAAGAGUGCAAUAGUUGCCUAGUCAGUUUACAAACAAAUCUCAAAGUAGAAGUACCGAUAGGCGGAGCAGUACUCUAGAUCCUAGUCCAGCCAUGCAACCCUGCCCUUCAAUAUUGGUCGCCUUGAUAUUGGCCUUCGUGAUCCCAAAUCCCAGUUUUGGAUAUUCCCCGCGAGAAGAUGCCCGGGCCAUUAGAGAAUUCAAACGACUGCAGGGUUUAAAUCACGCCAAGAUCGCCAGGGAUUUGGUCCAUCGAGCUAACUGGGCGGCCUUGGGAAGUCUCUCCACCAAUAAACUAGUAGAGGGAUAUCCCAUGGUCAACAUUAUAUCCAUAGAUGAUAGCGAUGCCAAUGGUAACUCCACUGGAAGGAUUCGCUUUCUGCUGACCGAUCUGGAUUUCACUGGACCCGACUGGCAAAAGGACAACAAGGUGACAUUGCUGUUCAGUGAUGAGCAGACCCUUAGGUGCAGGGAUGGCGGCAAGGAUCCCAUGGAGCCUACAUGUGCCCGUUCCAUGAUCAGCGGUCAGGUCCAAAAAAUGGAUCCCAGUGACCAAAGCUAUCAGCCCGCAAAGGAUGCUUUCGUUAAACGUCAUCCAGCUGCCGAUAAUUGGAUUAAAGCCCACAAUUUCUACCUUUGUGAACUGGACAUUAGUAAUAUCUUUGUGCUGGACUUUUACGGAGGUCCUCAUAAUGUCAAGGCUUCAGACUAUUACGCUGUUUCAAAUUGAAGUUCUGCUCCAGAAGUAAACACUUGAUGCCUCACACUCUUUGUUUGCAAAGCGAUCAACAAAAAACAAAAAAUAAUACAAAAUGAUAAGCUUAUUUGCUCAACGAACUGCACAAAAAGAAAUCGAGAAGGCAAAAGACAAUUAUAAUGGUUACUUAUCAAAUAAGCUCUGUGAUUUCACUCAAUAGAACAAUAUCAAUACAAAUACAAGUUUCGUAUUUCGUUAAAUGCACUCUUAUAUGUUAAAUUGUAUUUUUUCUAAUAAAUGACAAAUUGUUUAGUAUCAAAAAGCAAA